UGUUAUCAAAUUUGGCAACCUUGUGGGAUCUCUGUCAUAUCGUGUGAAUGAGAUUACAUUUCCUAACCUAGUAGAAUAUAUUUUAGACAAAUUAAGAAACAAUCUGCUAUUUAAGUUGUGAUAAGUGAUUAAGGGAAUAAUCUUGUAACAAUGGCCGAAGCGAUGCGACAAACCGUAGCUGGAAUGUUAAAAGGCAUUGAAAGAUAUAAUCCAGAUCAUUUAGCAACUUUAGAAAAAUAUGUUGAAAUACAAUCAAGAGAGAAUGCGUAUGACUUGGAGGCUAAUUUGGCAGUCUUGAAACUGUAUCAAUUGAAUCCACAUAGAUUUAACAUGGAUAUCACUUGUCAAAUAUUGUUGAAAGCUCUAACAAAUCUUCCUCAUACCGAUUUCGUACUUUGUAAAUGCCUUCUCAGCGAACGAAUUAUGCAAGAAAGUCCUAUUAAUCAAAUCAUGUAUUUGGGAGACAUUUUAGAACAGUGUAACUUCCAACAUUUUUGGGAUAGAGUUCUUUCUAUGUCCGAUCUUUGUGACAGAAUUGUAGGAUUUCAAGAUUCUAUAAGAAAAUUUGUUUGCCAUGUAGUAGGAAUUACAUUUCAAACAAUAGAUAAAAAUCUUUUAGCACAACUUCUUGGAGGUGUUGAUGAUACCACAUUAAAACAUUGGGUAAAAAAAUAUGGAUGGAAAGAAGAAAGUAAAUCAAUUAUUUUUAUCGCUAAUCAGGAUGAAAAUAUUAAAACAAAAAAUAUUACAGAAAAAAUAGACUUCGAAAAUGUCGCUGGUUUAAUGGCUGCUUGUCUUUAAAAAAUAUCUUCAAUAAAUUUUUUUGAAUAAAAAUAA
Frieseomelitta varia is the source of this 837-nucleotide messenger RNA. RefSeq names its product eukaryotic translation initiation factor 3 subunit K (gene eIF3k). The transcript has 4 exons. The record is from RefSeq and is a predicted model, not a curated record. Bases 151 to 801 code for a protein of 216 amino acids. Gene Ontology annotation, biological process: regulation of translational initiation. Gene Ontology annotation, cellular component: eukaryotic translation initiation factor 3 complex; cytoplasm. Gene Ontology annotation, molecular function: ribosome binding; translation initiation factor activity. Lineage: Eukaryota; Metazoa; Arthropoda; Insecta; Hymenoptera; Apidae.